Messenger RNA from Panicum virgatum (switchgrass), 1505 nucleotides. RefSeq names its product protein NDL1-like. The record is from RefSeq and is a predicted model, not a curated record. The coding region runs from base 164 to 1207 and encodes 347 amino acids. The transcript has 11 exons. Lineage: Eukaryota; Viridiplantae; Streptophyta; Magnoliopsida; Poales; Poaceae.
AGGGGAAGCCAGCCAAGCCGAGCCGAGCCAGCGGAGGAGAGAGAGAGAGAGAGAGAGAGAGAGAGAGAGGAGGGAGGGGGAGGGGCUCGGAAGCGGUGGAGGUUGGUGGCGCAGCAGGAGGAGGAGGAGCUUCUAGAGGAGGGUUAAGGGAGGCGGGUGCCCCAUGGGGGACUCCAGCGGCUCGGUGUCGAUCGACGUCGAGCGGAUCUUCUUCGGCGGCAAGGAACAUCGAGUAAGAACGAGACAUGGCCCUCUUUCGGUUUCUGUAUAUGGAGACGAAGACAAGCCCGCGCUCAUAACUUAUCCAGAUGUAGCCUUGAAUCACAUGUCUUGCUUCCAAGGAUUGUUCUUCUGUCCAGAGGCUGCGUCGCUGUUGCUUCACAAUUUCUGUGUCUACCACAUCACCCCUCAAGGACACGAGUUAGGAGCGGCUCCGAUUUCAUCUGAUGUGCCCGUGCCAUCUGUCGAUGACCUUGCAGACCAGGUCGCCGAUGUCCUUGAUUUUUUUAGUUUAGGUGCUGUAAUGUGCUUGGGUGUCACCGCUGGUGCCUAUGUUCUCACCCUCUUUGCGACAAAGUAUCGGGAGAGGGUUCUUGGCCUCAUGUUGGUUUCACCUCUAUGCAAAGCCCCUUCAUGGAGCGAGUGGUUGUAUAAUAAGGUAUUAUUAAACUUGCUUUAUUAUUAUGGGACACGUGGCUUAGUCAAGGAAAGCUUGCUUCAGCGUUAUUUCAGCAUGGAAGUUCGUGGCAACGGUCAAGAUCCUGAAUCAGAUAUUGUCCAAGCCUGCAGAACUUUACUUGAUGAAAGGCAGGGAGCUAAUGUCUGGCGGUUCCUUCAAGCAAUUAACAGGCGGCAUGACUUAACGGAAUCGUUGAUGAAGCUUCAGUGCCGGACGCUAAUUUUUGUGGGAGAAAACUCACAAUUCCAUGCCGACUCAGUCCACAUGACCACAAAACUAGACCAGAGAUACUGCGCUCUAGUCGAGGUUCAGGCUUGUGGUUCACUGGUGACCGAAGAGCAGCCCCAUGCGAUGCUCAUUCCUAUGGAAUACUUCCUUAUGGGAUACGGGCUUUACAGACCUCCACAGCAGGAAACUAGCCCCCGGAGUACACUGAACCCGUUCUGCAUAUCCCCUGAACUUCUGUCACCUGAGAGCAUGGGGGUAAAGCUGAAGCCAAUCAAGACGCGGAUCUCACUGAACGUUUAGCAUGGGCGGAUCAUGGAUGGCCAUGGCCUGACAAGUGACAACCACAGCUCAUGAAAGUGAAGACUGCUUGGGCUGAGUUUUGCAACCACAAGUUUUGAUGCCUUUCGGCGCCUGGUGGUACGCGAAGAAAAUUCUACAGGCUGAAGGCAGUUUUUGUUGAUGCGGGGAGGUUGUAGUAUUGUAGGGGAGGGCAGAAUGGCAGAUGGCUGUUUGUUCAUAUGUUUGUAGUCAGUACACAUGUAUAUCUCACGAUAUCGUUUCAUACAGAAAUAUAAAUGGAAAAGCUGAAUUCCACUCA